Molecule: messenger RNA, 1098 nt
Organism: Patiria miniata (bat star)
Lineage: Eukaryota; Metazoa; Echinodermata; Asteroidea; Valvatida; Asterinidae
Exons: 5
Coding region: 1-1098 (365 amino acids)
Biological process (GO): synapse organization
Cellular component (GO): neuron projection membrane
Source: RefSeq, a predicted model, not a curated record
AUGCAGGCUCGGAAUGUCCGAUUACCGACUUACCUCUCACCGAACGAGGUCGUUCUUCACAGAGGUCAGACUCAGCACAUCCGGUGCCCCAGCUACAUCAAGGGUGAACGAGUGAGCCUAGUGUUCUGGUUCAAAGGAGAACAACUCCUAGCCCACUAUACCCAUCCCAACGUUGGCAGUAGUUAUGCAUCAAGUGGUCGUUAUCGGAUGUCCCACUCGCAUGAUUUGAUCAUAAGUCACGUCGACAUGAGGGAUCAGGGGGAGUAUGUCUGCAGUGUUGUCCCCAUCGCUACCGACUUACAGAGGAGGCAGUCGAUUUCCGUCACUGUUCUAACUGAUGUCGCGAGCUUUAAAGAGGCCAUGUACAAUACAGCAAGCGAUGCCUACGUACAACGGAACCAAACUUAUCACAUUCAGUGUCCAAGUUACAGGGAAGGGGAGUCCGUGAGUUUAGUCUUCUGGUUCAAAGGAGGCCAACUCAUAGCCCGAUUCGACAACCCAGCAGUUGGCACUAACUUUAUUUCAAGUCGUCAUUACCGGAUGUCCAGUUCGCACGGGUUGGUCAUAAACCAAGUUCAAGCGGCUGAUGAAGGAGACUACGUGUGCGGUGUGGUGCCGACUGCAACAGGGUUGCAAAGGAAAGGAUCAGUGCGAGUUACCGUGUUAGGUCCCAAAUUUCCAAUCGUGGACGAUGCACAAGUUGUAAACAAAACUAGUCUCAAUCUGGAAGGAGAACAAGGACACAAGAUGACCUGUCCUGCAUUGAGCAUCCGCCGACAGGCUGCCACAGUCUACUGGUCCCUUGGCAACGGGGAGACCAUGGAUACCAGCAUCAUCGGUGUGAAGUUCGCCGACGGGGAAACCAUGGUAUCGGAUGCCUACCGCGACGAUUACAUCGUCACCGAUGGUGGCUCGUUGGUUUUGAACACAUUAGGCAUGUCAACCAGACGUGUCUGGUGUCAUGUUUUUAUGCAUCAGCCGGGUCUGUCUUCAGCAUAUUAUGACGUCAUUGAGACAGACUCUGUUUCACCAUUGCGAUUAACGUUUGUUGAUAAUUCUUGGCGCGACAUUGGAGAGUGCGAACAGCGGGAACGUUGA